GUUGCAAAUAUUUUUUUCGUAAUUGACUGUCAACUUGCAUACGGACAUCUCACCCAAAAUGUUGUACGUUAAAAUUUGGACAGUCGGAGUUUUAUUUUAUUUAAAUGUAAUAAACAAUGUGUGUAAUGCCGAUACUACGUUUAAUUAUAACAGUAAUCCUUCGGUAGCUCUAUUACAAAGGUACAUUCAAAUAAAUACAACAACUUACAAUGAUUUGGGACCGGCUGUUAAAUUUUGGAACGUACUGGCGGCAGCUCAAGGAGUGAAAUUAAAAAAGUAUGUUUUCAAAAAGAAAAUGCCGGUAUUGGUGUUAAAGUGGCCUGGCACCGAUCCAAGCUUGCCCAGCAUCAUGCUUAACUCGCAUGUGGACGUAGUGCCUGCGUCGGAACAGGAUGGCUGGUUGUAUCCUCCAUUUUCUGGUCAAAUAUCGGAAGAUGGCAAAAUCUACGGUCGUGGUACUCAGGAUAUGAAAUCGGUCUCGAUUCAGUAUUAUGAGGCUUUAAAGAGGCUCAAGGAGAAAAAUAUUAGCCUUUUGAGGACAGUAUACAUGACACUUAUGCCUGAUGAAGAAUUAGGCGCUGAAGCUGGAAUGCUCUCGUUCUUGCAGUCUGAUGCAUUCAAAGCCAUGAAUGUUGGUUUCGAGCUUGAUGAGGGUGGUGCGCUGGAUAUGCCUGUGAUACCUGUGUUUUAUCAAGAUAAGGUGGCGUGGCAAAUAAGAGUGGAUUGCCACGGUGUUGCCGGACAUGGCUCGUCGUUCCAACCUACUAAUGCUACGGCGACUGGCAAGUGCCACAAUGUAGUGACCAAUAUGUUCGCGUUUCGGGACCAACAGUACCCGAUAUACACUAAAGCACCCAUCAAUGAUGCCGGCGUGUAUUCAUCAGUGAAUCUUAAUAUAGUUUCUGUAAGUUUUUUUUUUCAAUAACUUCUAGAUCACAUUUGCUUGUACCAAUUUUUUCAUUUGUACCUGACGCAAUAUGUAUGAGUACGGACUCAUUAUCUUCUCUUUUGUAACCAUAAACAUAUUUGCCUCGUUCUUUCUCUCCUUA
Messenger RNA from Diatraea saccharalis (sugarcane borer), 1049 nucleotides. NCBI's taxonomy places the organism in Eukaryota, Metazoa, Arthropoda, Insecta, Lepidoptera, Crambidae. The record is from the annotation of a GenBank genome assembly.